This is a messenger RNA of Conger conger (European conger), 7818 nucleotides long. RefSeq names its product volume-regulated anion channel subunit LRRC8A. The transcript has 3 exons. Gene Ontology annotation, molecular function: protein binding. Lineage: Eukaryota; Metazoa; Chordata; Actinopteri; Anguilliformes; Congridae. The record is from RefSeq and is a predicted model, not a curated record. Bases 251 to 2659 code for a protein of 802 amino acids.
GUGAGGAAGCAGGGCUGUGGUUCUGAGUGUAUGUGAAGAAGCAGGGCUGUGGUUCUGAGUGUGUGUGAGGAGGGGGGCUGUGGUUCUGAAUGUGUGUGAGGCAGCGGGAGUGUGUUCAGCUCACACGGACUCGUAUCAGAUUCGGCUGCUGGUGUUUCCUGGAGGCCGCUGAUCCAGAGGGAGGGACGGAGAUGGGCAGACAAUGAGCCUAAAGUACUGGUUUGGACCGGAUUUUCUCUCUAAAUAAACCAUGAUUCCCAUCACUGAGCUGCGCUACUUUGCCGACACCCAGCCGGCGUACCGCAUCCUGAAGCCAUGGUGGGACGUGUUCACAGACUACAUAUCCAUCAUCAUGCUGAUGAUCGCGGUGUUUGGGGGGACACUACAGGUCACGCAAGACAAGAUGAUAUGCCUGCCCUGCAAGUGGGUCGUCAACAAGACCUGUGACACCUACUCGGCUAAGAAAUACGUAAAUGAAACCCUGUCCUCAUCACCAGUUGUCUUUGAACCCAAGGGGAUCCAGUAUGAACUGGACCGGCACCAGUACAACUAUGUGGACGCCGUGUGCUACGAAAACAAGCUCCACUGGUUUGCCAAGUACUUCCCUUACCUAGUGCUUCUUCACACACUUAUCUUCUUGGCGUGCAGCAACUUCUGGUUCAAGUUUCCCCGCACCAGCUCCAAACUGGAACACUUUGUGUCGAUCCUGCUAAAGUGCUUUGACUCCCCCUGGACAACACGGGCCCUGUCAGAGACGGUGGUGGAGGAGAGUGACCCAAAGCCACCAGGUAAAAUGAACGGGUCAAUGGACAAGAAGGCGUCCUCUGUGAGCGAGGAUGUGGAGGCGAGCAUACCCAUGCUCCAGAGGACUAAAUCCCGCAUCGAGCAGGGCAUCGUUGACCGUUCGGAGACCGGUGUCCUGGACAAGAAGGAAGGCGAGCAGGCCAAGGCCCUGUUUGAGAAGGUGAAGAAAUUCCGCAUACAUGUGGAAGAAGGCGACAUAGUCUACCGCCUCUACAUCCGACAGACCAUCAUCAAAGUCAUAAAGUUCAUCCUGAUCAUCUGCUACACAGGGUACUAUGUGGGCAAUAUUAAGUUCAGAGUAGACUGCACGGUUGAUAUCGAGAACCUCACAGGUUACCGCAUGUACCGCUGUGCCCAUCCCUUAGCCACUCUCUUUAAGAUCCUGGCCUGUUUCUACAUCAGUCUGGUGGUGGUGUACGGGUUGAUCUGCAUGUACACCCUCUGCUGGAUGCUGAGCCGCUCUCUGAAGAAGUACUCCUUCGAGUCCAUCCGAGAGGAAAGCAGCUACAGCGACAUCCCAGAUGUGAAGAACGACUUUGCCUUCAUGCUGCACAUGAUCGACCAGUACGACCCGCUCUAUUCCAAGCGCUUCGCCGUCUUCCUGUCGGAGGUGAGCGAGAACAAACUCCGCCAGCUCAACCUGAACAACGAGUGGACACUGGAGAAGCUGCGGCAACGGAUCACGAAGAACUCCCAGGAGAAGCUGGAGCUGCACCUGUUCAUGCUGAGCGGCAUCCCGGACACCGUGUUCGACCUGCUGGAGCUGGAGGUCCUCAAGCUGGAGCUCAUCCCUGACGUCACCAUCCCCCCCAUCAUCGCCCAGCUCGCUAGCCUAAAGGAGAUGUGGCUCUACCACACGCCCGCCAAAAUCGAAGCCCCGGCCUUAGCCUUCCUGCGGGAGAACCUCAAGUCCCUUCACAUUAAGUUCACGGACAUCAAGGAGAUCCCUCUCUGGAUCUACAGCCUGAAGAACCUGAGCGAGCUGCAUCUCACGGGAAACCUGAGUGCUGAGAACAAUCGUUACAUCGUGAUCGACGGGCUGAGGGAGCUGAAACGACUCAAGGUGUUGCGGCUCAAGAGCAACCUGACCAAGUUGCCCCAGGUGGUCACCGACGUGGGCGUGCACCUGCAGAAACUGUCCAUCAACAACGAGGGCACCAAACUGAUGGUCCUCAACAGUCUGAAGAAGAUGGUGAACCUUACCGAGCUGGAACUCAUUCGCUGCGACCUGGAGCGCAUCCCACACUCCAUCUUCAGCCUGCACAACCUGCAGGAGAUUGACCUGAAGGACAACAACCUGAAGACCAUCGAGGAGAUCAUCAGCUUCCAGCAUCUGCACCGGCUUGUCUGCCUCAAGCUCUGGUACAACCAGAUCGCCUACAUUCCCAUCCAGAUUGGCACACUCACCAACCUGGAGAGGCUCUACCUGAACCGCAACAAGAUAGAGAAAAUCCCAAGCCAGCUCUUCUUCUGCCGCAAACUACGGUUUCUGGAUCUGAGUCACAACAAUCUCACCUACAUACCGGCUGAUAUUGGAUUCCUCCAGAACCUGCAGUACUUUGCUGUGACUGCCAAUAGGAUCGAGACCCUCCCCCCAGAGCUGUUCCAGUGUAAGAAGCUGCGCACGCUGAACCUGGGCAACAACUGCCUGCAGUCGCUGCCGUCGCGCUUCGGGGAGCUGACGGGCCUGACGCAGCUGGAGCUGCGGGGGAACCGGCUGGAGUGCCUGCCCGUGGAGCUGGGCGAGUGCCGGCUCCUGAAGAGGAGCGGGGUCAUCGUGGAGGAGGACCUCUUCAACACCCUGCCCUCCGAGACCAAGGAGCAGCUGUGGAGGGCCGACAAAGAGCAGGCGUGAGGCGGCCGGCCCGAUGCCCGCGGAGAUACGCACGCACGCAGGGAACGAGCCCCCCGGAGAGGGGGAGGGGGGGGAGCCCACCGGGAGGGCCCCGUUUUGAAUAAGGCAAGGGGGGGUCAGAGGUCAGACAGUUGAAAUGCAAAUUAACCGGAGGGCUCAGGCCUGCGGAGUUUAGUUUCUCGGUUUUAAUUUAUGUCCCUCAAAAUGGAAGCCCAGGUAGGCUCGUCCCUGACGGACAGAACCGGGCAAAUUAGAGACGGAGCAAAAGAAAAAUGGGAGAAUUGACACGGUGCAAAGCACUUUGUAGUUUUUUUAAAAAAUUCCAUAGGAAAGUCGAAUGACACGGAAAGGAUGAAACAAAUAGCCCAGCCGUGGUGGGACGGCCACACCCGCUCCGCAGGGGGAGUGCGGUAGGGGCUGAACUACUGUGCCACAGCGCUACAGUUUUGCUUUGAAGAGAAAAGCAGCGAAGACUUGACUUAUUGGACGGGGGCUGCAGAUAUCCCCUUCCGUAUUGCUGCCAGUGCUGCAGUGGAAGGGUGGGUACAGGAUCAUCCUGUUUAUAAUCGUAUCGGUGGGCUGUCUCGAGGCUGAGACAGUGUAAUCUAUCAACAGGCCCUGCACAGUGUCACAGGAGAUACUGCAUGGCGCUACAGUACCAGACUGUGUGUCAGGAUUUCGCCUUUUGCCAAGAAGUUAUGCCACCUACUAAUAGCCCAUCAGACCUUUUCUUUGAAACCCCUUAUGAAAGGACUGGAUUUACAACCUGAGAGCUGUAGGGAGAGACCUGUGUGACAACAAGCAAUUUGUGUAUUGGAUUGGUUUCCAACGCUACAUGUGGGAAAUAUCUUGUUACCAGCAUGUUGUGACCCUGCAAAUAUUGUUCCAGAAUUAGAGGAAACAUGAACCUGUCGGAGGGAAACACACCAUAGGUUAACUAAAGAGCCUCUUGGUAUUUAUGUAUGCUAAAAAUGUUAUUGCAAGUGCUCAUCAACCUGGCAGGAUUCUGUAAGUAAAAUAGCAAAGUUAACUGACUGAAAUGUUUUCUACAAUGGCUGACUGUUUCCAGUAUAUUCUCUACAUAGAUGAAAGGGUUCCACUCAGAGUGACUGUGGUAGAGUAACUUUAGCUUGAGUAUGAAAUGGAGUUUUGAGGACCAGCUAACAGUCCUUCAUACUAAAAUUGGCCUUAACUUGCAUUUGCUUCAUGUCAUGGGUUGAUUUGGUUUAUGUCCAUUUUAAAUUAUUUAUAUUCUAAAGCCACAUAUGUAAAAGUCUGUACUCACAACAAUUGUCCCUGCUUAAAAGAAAAAAAGAAGAAAUAAAUGGUAUGUGACUUAUGUGGCACCUGCUAUAUCUAGAACUGGGUUCUAGAUCCGACACUCACUUUGUUGUAGAGCAUGGCCAUGUACAAAUAAGUUCAGAGAUAAUGGUUAUCCCCGCUGGUAAACACAUAGUACCUGUGUUUAGUGUCUCUUUAUCAAUGUAAUAACAGAUUUUUAUUAGCUUUUUAUAUUACAAUGUUUCAUUGUAUUUAUACAUUUCUGUUUUAUUUGUCACCGUUUGGGCACUGGAGGGCCUGGAGUAGCCCCUCCUGUAGUACAGUCUGUUUAAUUUUCCUGAAAGUGAAAUGGUGAAAAGGCUUCAUUCAGGCCUGCAUCUUCAGUGGGAGGGAAUUGGGGCCAGUGUUGGGUCUGGGACAUUUUCACCAGUCUGCGCUGAACACGGCGACUUCUGGCUCAGGCGUGGGCCUCCAUCAGAGCUGAGGAACAAUGGCUACCCAACAAGCCCAAGCGUGGGCAGCAGGAACAUGGCGGGAACAUGGCGUCUCAGGAUCUCCUUUGACUUGUGCUGGGGGCCCGAGGCCUUGCCUGACACCAUGCUCACACCAGACCUUUGUGUCACAAACAUCCUCGUUCUGAAAGAAUUGCGCUGCGUGACGCCCUCCCUUUGUUUCAUCCCGUUUCCUUUACCUCCCCGAGCUGGGGGAGCUGUAAUGAUUGCAGGUUGCCCAAUUCUCUCCGUGUACAAAAUCAGCCGAUUCAAGUGGACUACAGGCUCUGAUGGACCUGGAAUCUGUGGCUCUACUGUUCACAAUCACUCUCUUCACUGGAAAUGUCUGGUCUCAAGCAACUGUUAAAUUCCUGCUCAUUUCUGAUGAGGUCCAGAGCACACAUCAGCUGUUCUUUGAGCAUUUCUAUUUGUGCAAAAACAGGGGCAUUGUGUUGCUUUUUGUUGGUAAUACUUAGCUCACAGUUAUCCUAUAUUAUACUCAUUAAAAGCUUCAUUGAUUUUCUGUUUUUCACCACCACAUUCCCUCUUCCUUGUGUGUAUGUGUGUAUGCACACAUGGUUGUGUGUGUGUGCGUGCGUGCGUGCGUGCGUGCGUUUUGUUUUAUUUAAAAAAUGAAUGCCCUGGCCGUACUGACCUUUGUGCUCAUGUUAGCUCCUUGGGACCUGAGCAGACUACUUCAGGACAAGUUCUCUCCUCUUGCGUCACAGGAAACCAAAGAGAGGGCUGCUUUCUAAAAAAAAUGCUGUGCUGAGCCAUGUCCCAGGCUGCAGUGAAAGGUAGGCAAUGAAGGAAAGUUAACAGUUUUAUGACUGUGUUGUAAAAAGAACUUUGGCCCAAAGAAACUAGUACCAGUAUGUACAUACUGUGUAUGAUAAUGAACCAGUACCCCAGGAAAUGCAUUUCUAACACAUUCUGUCUUUGUCAAAGCUGAUCCAUUCCUGUACAAGUAGAAUCCCUGUAACACUGUAAACUGCAUUCUUGGUGUAAUACCCAUGUCACUAACUUGGCUGUGCUAUACUAGAUGCACACUGAGCUAACCAUAAUUGCAUUUAGGCAGAAAUUUCAAUGUCAUGCCAUCUUCUAGCUUCGCAUGACCGUUUGAUUCCUGAACACUACAAGUAAAUGAUGAAGUCUUCCCCAAAUCAAUUCUUGAUGUUCAUUAAAUGCAUUUUCGGUGAACUAUUUGGAUAGAGAAGCUUACGUUGUCAAGUAUACCAUGCAACAGAAAAAAGGGAUAUUACUGUACAUUUGCACAUUUUAAUUAAAUUAAAUUAAUAUGACUUUCUUUGAUAUGGAUCUGUACAGCAAAAAUUUGAGCAUUCUCCCUUAUGUGUAUAUAGUGCCCCCUUGUGUGGAAAUGGACGAGUUUGAAUGUUUGCUGCUGACAAUGUUCCAGGUAUUCAGUGUUUGAUAAGUGGGGAGUAAAGUGUCUGCAAAUAUUUAAUAAUGUUUAUGACUGAAUAAUCUAAUAAUUUUUCAAUCAUUAGUAGCUAUUGUCAGAUUGUUUGUUUAUUUUUAGGCAUUUUUAUUUCCCUAUUUUAUAAUGAAUAAAGGAAUUUGGCUAUUGUUAUUACCAUCGUGCGCAGGUUUGGACCAGUUUUAUUUCUAUUCUGACCUUGGAGAAGAGAGUGGCAUUUAAAAUGUUGAGAGAAAAAUCUCGGUUUUUAAAAAGUGAUCAGAGUUGCCUUUUGUUUCGCCGUUGAGGGACAACCGUGCACAAAGCCUUUCUCAGGACACUGAAUUCCAGCUGUAAUCCUGGCAGUACUUUCUUUCACUGCCAACGUUUCAUUUGCACUUACCUCCUUUAUUUUUCCAGCUACUCAUUUUUCUCAGCUUGUGUCUGAUUGCAUCAUUCUGCUUUGUUGAGCUGUGAUAUGUGGUUGCUGGAGUGAAGAAAAAAACGAUCAUGGCAGUCACAAAAUAAUUGUUUCUAAUGGUGUUAUGUACACAAUCAUUCAACCUGUUCUUCAGUCCAUAUUGGCUUACAGUUUAAAUGAAGCUGGUUCUAUGUCUGAGUGACUUGUGUGAAGGAGGAAACGUACAUUGACAAUCGACUGAACUAACUUAAAUAAUGGUUCUAUAACAUGCUAGCUAGGUUUAUGCAUGGCACUAAACACACAGCAGAAAGAGAAAUACAGGAGGAGAAUGCACUCUAGAUACAUAGCACCAAUGAGUGACAAAAUGAUUUCUCUUUCCAGAGGAUUGGCAAACCUUUGGAUCUGGAAACCCCUGAACUAGUACUGUGUGAACUUCAUAGGCAAGGGUGAGCUGUGGUGUCAACAUUAAGGGCACUUACCUCACAAUUGUGCUUCCUUUUUUUCCAUAAAGAUGACAAACUGGACCAAUUUUCUUAUAGCAACCAAUCUCUUGUUUACUUCAAGUGAUUAUCAGUAAUCUACCUUAUCAGCUUUUUCUUCUGUUAGGCUUUCACUUCAUCCACUUAGCAGUAUUCGCUUGCAAUAUCCUGAAGAUUACAUUUAAACUUCUCUCGGAAUAGCACAGGCCUCAAAGGCAGUGCUAUUCCACUAAAUGAAUUCACUAGAUUACUGAUGAAAGAAUUUGGCAACAGUCAAAACUAUACAAGCCACUCAUUUUUGCAGUGACUGCACCAAAUGUUGUGAUACAAGAGUGAUCACAGAUUCGACAAUUCAGCUGAAAAUGGCAAAAUACAGUUUGAAUCUGGAUCUAAUGCAGCUGGAGGCAUUAGUCUGUGCUUGGAGUACUGCUAUUAAUUAUUGGCUAGUUUCUCAGGCAUGGUUAUAGAUGUCAUAUGGAUGCAGGAUAUCACUACUUUUUAUCACCGUUAAAUGCAGUUUUAUGGAGUGAUUUAUUAAUUUGGAUAUGCCAUUUAAUGGACUACUAUCUGGAUUACAUUCUUUGUGACAUUAGAGUGUGUUUUGGCUAAUAAAAAUCUGUUUACUCGGUGUGAAUGUGUCAUCCUUAAGGACCAGUGCUGAGAAAUUACUAUUCCUCUUUGCAUAUUCCUAUUUUAUUUGUUAGUAUACAGUUACGUGUCAAGUUCUAACUUCUAACUCGUUACGCAUUAUUAUUGGUGUAUAUUAUAUGCUUUAAAAUGCUUUAUUUAUGUCUUGCGCUUGUACAUUUCAUACUUGGCCAAUGAUGACUUAAAAUUGUGAACUGACAAUUCACAAAUACAUAAGUUCCACUCUUCAAAUAUUAAGUUAUAGCUCGUUUUCCUUUAAGUUUCCAAAAUUGUAAAACUGUAUUAAACUGGAAGGCUUUGUUGUGUGAACCAUCCUCCUUCAAUCCAUCAUCUUCAAUAUUUGAUAUAGUCCUCAGUGCUUUACCAUUCAUUUCCUUUACUUUUCUAUACUCUGACAUUAAAGUAAAAUAAACUAAAAUGUA